ACUACCAGCAAGAUGGCGACCGAAAUCAACUACUACAUGAUGACCAAGGUCGAGAAGAAGGAGGAGGUCUAUGCCCCUCUCUCUUCCGCCUUGACGGAAGUGACGGAGAAGAUGGAGAUGGAGAAGAAUGUCCUCGGCAUGGACGACGAGUCCUACAUGAAGCUGAUCUUUGGCGGCGAGAAGAUGGCCGAGUUCCUGGUCUACAUCUCGCGUGUGGACGUGUUCUCGCACAACUUCUCCACCGUGAUGUCCGAUGAUUUGGAGAUGCUGGCGGUGCUGAAAAAGCUGAAGUACCUAUCCCGCGUAAAAACGUCUCCACCCCAUAGUUGUCAUUCAGAUUUGCAAGCACAAGAGCAUUUGUAGUGCGCAUCCCCAUGAUAGGCAUUUCCGAUCGUGCUUUGGACCUUGUAAUGCUGUAAACAGGAUGAGCAGAUGGAUUUGUAAUGCGACUUCCCUUUCUAAACUGCAUCACACUAGAGCCUGGAAUUUGUAAUGCGUGACUCCCAAAACUUCGAAGUUUGUGUUGCAAAAUCCCCAUCUCGACUCUGGUGUGGGGAUGUUUUUGCUCAGGAUAGUACUCGCUGAACCUCCCCGUCGGACAGCUGCUCGCGCUGGUCGAGGACACCUUCAAGCUGUGCCUGAACGACGUGAUCGCUUCUUGUAUGCAGCAGAUGCGCAAGCUGCUGGCCAACCGCGUUUCCGCGGAUAAGAAGCAGGCGAAGGGGUAUUUUUAUCAGCUGUUCAAGGACGUGCUGAAGGCGGAAACGUCCGUGAUUCCGCGCAAGAUUAUUGAGAUGUACAUGGAGAACGCGGAGGCGCUGGAGUCCAUCGACCCGCACGCCGUGUACCCCACCUCCAUCUACCGCCGCUGCGACGGGCUGACGCUGGCCACCGAGAACGCGCAAACGAUUGAAGCGUUGAUGGAGACCAGUCUGACGACCACGAUCAAGAUCACGCAGAACGUGCUGGACCCGGAAAAGAACCAUUUGUUGAAGUCGGUCUACGAGCCGCUCGGCCGCGUCGUGAUUCUCAUUGACGACAAGUGCGAUGAGUUCGGCUACUCGCAACAGCUGCGGAACUACUUCGCGCACUUCAAGAUCGACGUCAUUCUGAUGGUUUUCGGCGGGAACGAGAUCGACAAGGACAUGUCCAACGUGGAGCGAAUCCUUGUUUCCUUGAAGGCCAAGGGCGUGUGCCGCAACGAGCCGGUUUUGAUCGUGGGCGGUGGCGUGCUCGCGGACAUCGCGGGCUUCGCGUGCGCGCUGUACCACCGCAACACGCCCUACGUGAUGCUGUGCACCUCCAUCGUGUCCGGGAUCGACGCCGGUCCAAGCCCGCGCACCUGCUGCGACGGGUUCGGGUACAAGAACCUGUACGGUGCCUACCACCCGCCCAUCCUCACCCUGACCGACCGCGCGUUCUGGGGCACGCUGAAGAAGGGCUGGGUGCGCCACGGCAUCGCAGAGAUCAUCAAGAUGGCAGUAGUUAAGGACUUGAAUUUAUUCGAGCUCCUCGAGCAGGCCGGCCCGAAGUUGGUGCAGACCCAGUUCGGCUCCACCCCGGAGUCCCAGAAGGACCCGGAGUUCAUGCAGCUCUGCGACGCCAUCGUGGGGAAGGCGAUGCUGGGCUACGUGAAGUCCGAGUACGGAAACCUGUGGGAGACCCACCAGUGCCGCCCGCACGCCUACGGCCACACCUGGUCCCCGGGCUACGAGCUGCCCGCCGGCAUGCUGCACGGCCACGCGGUCGCCACCUGCAUGGGCUUCGGCGCAUACUUGUCGUGUAUCAAGAAGGGGUGGAUCUCCGAGACCGAGAUGAAGCGCAUUCUGAACGUGAUUUCCACCAUGGAACUCUCCCUCUGGCACCCCAUCAUGGACGACACCGACACCAUCUACGAGUCCCAGCGCAAGAUGACCGAGAAGCGCGGCGGCAACCUGUGCGCGCCGGUGCCGAAGGGUUCGAUCGGUAUGUGCGGGUUCAUCAACGACAUGCCCAAGCAGGAGCUCCACGACCGCCUGCAGGCGUACAAGCAGCUCCUCCUGGACAGCAAGUUCGCCCGCGACGGGCUGGGCAUCGAGGUCCACUGCGCCGACGUGGGGCUGCAGGACCCGUCGAGCGUGAUCAAGCCGGCCACCGUCGAGGACAACCUGGCCUGCACCCCGGUGCCGAUUUUCGACAAGAACCAGGAUAUUAGCGACCGGGAGCUGUCCAAGGCGAACCUGGACCUUUUGGACAAGAACAACCUCUCCUUCGGCAAGGGAAAAGCGGCCCAGGAGGCGUUGCUGCCCGACGCGUACCGUGUGUCCUCUGACGAGGUCCAGUUUUCCCCCGAGCACAACAAGAAGAAGGCGCAGACGUACCAGGACUGGAUCGCGUCUGUGCAGCAGGACCGCAACGCCAACUGGAAGAACAACGUCGAGUUCGAGAUCCAGCCGGACACGCCGCUGCCGCCGCAGUGCAACCACGUGCAGAUGUUCGCGGACGACGUGGUCGAGAACUACGCGGUGAGCCACUCGACGCCGGCGAGCAAGGCCAUCCAGCACGCGGCCACGGUGACGCAGGCCGAGAAGUUAUUCAUGCCCUGCAUGGUUGGCUCCCUGGAGGCGAACUUUUUGAAGAUGCAGACCAUGAUUUGCGGCGCCAAGAAGGUGUUGGACGUCGGUACCUUCACCGGCAUGUCCGCGCUCGCGUUCGCCGACGGCGGCGCGGAGAAGGUGGUCACGUUGGAGGUGGAUCCCAAGAUCGCGCAAGUGGCGUCCAAGAUCUUCUCGGAUACCGGCUAUUUGGAGCAGAACGUCGAAGAUUCCGUCAUCGAUUUGCGCGUGGGGGACGCGGUGGCGUCCAUGCGGCAACUGCAGAUGCAAAAGGAACAGUUCGACAUCAUUUUCCUGGAUGCCGACAAGGAAAACUACGUCAAGUAUUACAACCUCUGCAUGGACCCGGCGCAGCCCCUGCUCGCCCCGAACGGGAUUAUUCUGGCGGACAACAGCAUGUGCGCGUUGCUGUACGACCAGGAUACGGAUGAGCGCUCCACCAAGUUGCACGAGUUCAAUCAGCACGUGAAGAACGACCCGCGGGUGGAGCAGGUCAUGCUCACCGUCCGUGAGGGUAUCACCAUGAUCAAGCCG
Amoebophrya sp. A120 is the source of this 3128-nucleotide messenger RNA. The record is from the annotation of a GenBank genome assembly. Lineage: Eukaryota; Dinophyceae; Syndiniales; Amoebophryaceae.